AUGUCGGAAGCAUUGCUAAGGACUGUUGCUUCGCAAGACGAAAAGUCGCAACAACUACGAGGGCCACACCCGUACCUCUCAGGGAACUUUGCUCCCAUACAACGUACAAGGCCACUUACAGCAUGUACCUUUGAAGGUGUUAUUCCAGUGGAACUUGCUGGCGGGCAAUAUGUUCGCAACGGCGGAAACCCCACGACGAACGAGGAUCUGGGAAGAGAUGCGCAUUGGUUUGACGGCGAUGGAAUGCUGAGUGGCGUUUUAUUCCGCAGGGGCGGCGCAAAAUCCACGGAAAUCGUGCCUCACUUUGUGAACCAAUACAUUCUCACAGAUGUGUUUCUCAACGCCAAAGACAACCCGAAUCUCAAAAGACCCCUGCUACCAAGUAUUGCGACGCUUGUGAGCGCUUCUCUGUUGACUGUAAUCCUGGCAGUCUUCCGAACUAUGUUUCUGGUUCUGCUAUCAUGUCUGCCUGGCUCAAGACACCGAGUGAAGAAGAUCAGCGUCGCAAAUACAAGCGUGGUAUACCAUGACGGCAGAGCUUUAGCAACUUGCGAAAGUGGCCCGCCCAUGAGGUUCCAGUUACCUAGUCUGGAGACCGUAGGUUGGUUCAGUGGACGAGAUGCCGAAAACGAACCACACCAGGAUCCACGGUCAGGCUUCGGGGGAGAUUCGUCCAUCGCCUUUUGGAAGGAAUGGACCACAGGACACCCCAAGGUGGACCCCGUGACAGGAGAAAUGAUUGCUUUCCAUGCGGUUUUCGUCAAGCCGUUCGUUUACUACUCCAUCGUCCCACCAACCAAGCCAGUUGGGAAGUCUUGGCCCAUGUUGGGGCCAAGGUUUGAUGUGCCUGUUCCAGGGGUAAGCUCGCCCAAAAUGAUGCACGACUUCGGUGUAUCUGCUCGUUACACGGUCAUCAUGGAUCUGCCUCUCUCUUUGAACCCGAUGAACAGCGUGACCGGGAAGCCGGUGGUCUCGUAUGACCCAACUGAUCGUUCGCGCUUCGGCGUCUUCCCACGAUAUGAACCUGGAAAGGUGCAAUGGUUUGAGACCAAUGCCUGUGUAAUAUUUCAUGUUGCGAAUUGCUGGGAGACGACGGCACUCAAACCAGAGCCCGAAACCUGCGUUCAUCUACUCGCUUGUCGGUUGACGUCUGCUUCCGUGGUUUAUAGUGCUGGAGCACUAGCGCCACCAACACCCAAGCCAGUACCUCCAGAGUAUGUAGAAGAGGAACAGUGCAGGCUUUACUACUUCAACUUCCCACUCGCCGACAGUGGCACAGGACGGCCAAUGAUCCGCAACCAAUGGGCACUAUCAGCAAUUCCGUUGGAGUUCCCCGUGCUAUCACCAGCCCACAACAUGAGUUCGGCGCAAUACGUCUACGGCUGCAGCACCGGUUCAACGUCGUACUAUUCUGCAGCACUCGGAAAGGCUGCCAAAAUCGACUAUCUGGCCAAAAUCGAUGUGAAGACUUUAAUUGCGCGGGGCACUGCGCGGCCGCCACAGCAGAUCAAGGGAUGCGUGGACAUGCGAAGCAUCGACGAGAUUGUGCAAAGCAGCGAUCCAGAUGACCCGAUCAAGAUGUUCAAGAUGCCAGACGGCUGGUACACCCAGGAGCCCCGGUUUGUGGCACGGUCUAAUGCGGCUAGCGAGGACGAUGGGUGGCUCCUCACUUACGUGUUUGACGAGUCGCAACUGGGCGAGGAUGGCGAAUGUGGAGGGGAUGCAGCCAGCGAACUCUGGAUCAUUGAUGCGAAGAAUAUGAAAGACGUUGUAGCAAAGGUGAGGCUGCCGCAGAGGGUGCCUUACGGGUUGCACGGAGCAUGGUUCUCGGAGAAUGAGAUUCGAGCGCAGAAGCCAUUUGUCUCUGUCCGCCGAGAGACAUUGAAGGCGGAAACAGACAGCACCUGGCCAUUAGCGAUCGUUCGUGAUACCCUGGAGAGUUGGAUUGGAUGA
Messenger RNA from Truncatella angustata, 1953 nucleotides. RefSeq names its product retinal pigment epithelial membrane protein. The transcript has 2 exons. The coding region runs from base 1 to 1953 and encodes 650 amino acids. Gene Ontology annotation, biological process: carotene catabolic process. Gene Ontology annotation, molecular function: carotenoid dioxygenase activity. The record is from RefSeq and is a predicted model, not a curated record. Lineage: Eukaryota; Fungi; Ascomycota; Sordariomycetes; Amphisphaeriales; Sporocadaceae.